CAGAAGAAGAAACUGCCCUUUGCAAACAGGAGCAGCGCGCCGUCGGCGCCGCCCCAGCAGGCGAAAGGGAAGUACCGCGGACCGCUCCCCAUCUGUAGCAGCGCCCGGCCCUCGGAGGCGGGACGGGGCUUCCCCCCCUGCAAGGCUGCGAGGCGGGAAGGAAACCCGGCGCUCCGCUUUCUCGCUCCCUCCCUCCUCGCGCUCUCCAAAGUGCUCGUAGCCCACAGCGCGAGCGGAGCUCCCGGGCCUAGCAAGGCUCCCAUUCCCGGCUGGCCAGGAAGAAAGAAGGAGAAGGCAGCUCCCACAGCAGCAGCAGCGGCGACAUGGGCUCCCCCACGGACACCCACGAGAUGAAUGGGCUGACCGCGGAGAACGGCGACGCGACGCCGCCCGAGCAAGUAAGGAACGCCCCGGGGGAAAGGGAGAGGGAGUGCGCGCGCGCGGAACGGCUUUGCAGCAGCCGCGGGCUAUUGAGCGCGCUUUCCGCGAGUCCGGCGUCGCCGCCUGAGGGAGAAGAGGAAGGCAGGCGAAGCCGCAGGCGACGGGGAGCUGGCGUUUCAGACGCCGUGCGCCCUGAGGGGCCUUGUUUGUUUCCAGGGCGGCAAAACGGGCAAAAGUCCGCUCUGGGAGGCAGCUGGGGGGAGGACGGGGACGUAGAGGAGACCUGUCUUGCCUGGCCGAAAAGACAUUAGGAAAGCGGCGAGGUCAGUGCCAGCCUGGCUGCUGCUUGGCAGGGAUUUCCCGCAAAUCUCAGCCAGCCUCCCGCAAAUCUCGGCCUCCGGGGAAGGGCAGGGAGUAAACAGCGAGGGCGGCUUCUGGGCGACGGAGGAAGGAAAAGGAGCCUCUGGGCCCAGGCUGGCAGGAGAUUUGUGUUCCCUAGUUCUGCUGCACUCACAGCUGCUUUUGCAUAGUGUAGCUGGGGCAACCCCGGCAGACGGGUGGGGUACAAAUUAUUAUUAUUAUUGCCCAUCACUGUCACAGUGAAGAGUGUUGGAAAUGAAAAUAGCCCGAAAGACGAGGAGCCAGAGGAUAGCUUUCUUCUACUGAUCUACAAAAGAAUGUAAACAAGUGAUCAGGUGACAUGUAGACUUCAAAAUGAGCAGGGAAGUGCAUCUGGCCCAGGAGGAAUUCAUGUCCUUAAGCUGAGGGCUUGCCAACUGGAGUUUACUUGUGUUUUCCCCAUGACCCACCCAGUUACCACCUUAGAGAGAAAAGAGGUGUGGAGCGGUAUCCGUGGCAACAGAACCUGAUUUCACUGAAAGUCUGUUUUGAAGCACUGGUCCAUCCUCCUAGAUCAGGGGUCAGCAAACUUUUUCAGCAGGGGGCCAGACUAGAUUUUUUUUAAAAAUGAACGAAUUCUUAUGCCCCCCAAAUAACCCAGAGAUGCAUUUUAAAUAAAAGGACACAUUCUACUCCUGUAAAAACACACUGAUUCAUCCAUGACAGGUGGCCAUCCAACCUCUGUUUAAAAACAUCCAAGGAAGGAGAGUCCACCACGUCUUGUGGGAGUCUGUUCCACUGCUGAACAGCUCUUAAGUGUCAGAAAGUUUUUCCAAAUGUUUAGUUGGAAUUUCCUUUCUUACAAUUUGAAGCUAUUGGUUUGAGUAGUACCCUCCAGAGCAGGAGAAAACAAGCAUGCUCCCUCCUCCAUGUGACAGCACUUGAGAUAUUUGAAGAUGGCCAUCAUAUCUCCUCUCAGUUUCCUCUUUCCCAGGCUAAACAUACCCAGCGCCUUCAAGCACUCCUCAUAAGGCUUACUUUCCAGACCCUUGAUCAUCUUCGUUGCCCUCCUCUGCAAGCAUUCCAGCUUGUCAACAAAUUUAUUAUAUUACAUUGGUACUGUUUGCCCUGCCCUGCUCAUUUUGUUUUGAUUUUCAUACAAAAGCUUGCCCUUCCUCUUGUCAAAUUUCCUUAGAUCCAAUUUCAGUUCCCCUUUCCCUCUGAUGUGAGAUAUUGCUGGAUGGGGAGCUAGUAUCCACUUGCUCAUUGGAGCUGUUUGUCCUGUCUGAAAAAGGCAGGAGGUCCUUUGUGCUAGGGUGCACCAGGGCUCAGCCCUGGCAUUUAAGUGCCACAGCUCAAAGCAACACACAACAAAGGCGGAACAGAUUCAAAGCCAUAGAUUCAAAGGCCAAGGCUUUGGCUUCCUAGUCAGCUCCUGCUCCCACCACCAACUUCCUCCCCUCACCCAGUUCCACUGGCAAGUGCAGAAGACUUGGGAGAGGGAGGUGAGGAUCUCUCUCAUUUGUAUUGGACUUUAGAGAACAUCAACAAGAUGUUCUCUUGUCCAAACCUUAGAAAUAAACCCCUGUUAGUCUCCCAAGUCUUCUGCUUUUGCCCUAGAGUUUGGAAGAGAUUUGGGGGUGGGGAGAUGUUUCUUGUGUUGUUAGAAUAGGGUAAGAAUACUCCAAGGAGGGGAUAUGUGCUCCUGGGUUCUCUUCCUCAGAAGAUUAGAAGCAUUUGUCCCUGGUGAUUUGUUGAGUAGAUUUGUGGACACUUGAAAAUGCCUCUAAGUCACAGAAUGCAUUUCAGUUACUACUGAGCAACUACUGAAUCCCCCCUCCCCCAUCAUAGAUUCAAGAGAAGGGCUUUCAGUUCAUAAGCGUGGUGUUUCAAGAAAUCUCCUCUUUGUCUAAGAAAAUUUAAGCAUAAGCCUAUCAGAGUGGGAGUUCUCAUCAUAACCGCCUUGAAAAUGGAUUAUUGGCUGGUGGCGAAUCCUCAAAUUUUUGAUUGGUUUCUUAGUUCACCUUUUUGGGGGAAACAUGAUUGAACUUGUAGUUUAUUUUGCAACUCUAAGCAACUUUGGGUGGUAGACAUUUUUUUGAUAUGCUUUAGUCUGGUUUCUGGUUUGGUCCUCAGACUGAGAUUGCUUUAUUUGCCAUGGUGAAUGAGUGGUGCCUGGAGGCUGAGAAGUUGUAAAAUCUUUUUGAUUUUACUGGACCUGUCAACAGCUUUUGAUCUAGAAGACCAUGGCAGUCCACUUGAGUACCUGAUCGACCUGCCAAGAGUUAGGGGACCGCUUUUAAGUGGUUCCUCUUCUCUCUGGCAGGACAGUUUCUGAAAUAGCCACCGGCCAACUGUUAUUUUUAGUUCUCUGCAACUAUCUGCACUUAAAUGGUUUUAUCCCAGCCAUUUUUAACAUCUGUAUGAAACCGUUUGUAGAGAGACCCUGAAGUUUUGGAGUGCAAUGUUAGCAGCAUUCUGUUGACACUCACCUCUAUAUUCUUCACAUCCAGGAACAGCAGUCUUAGAGCAUAAAGUGAGUUUUGGUGGUCAUGGAAAAUUGAAUGAAAACAAAUAAGCUGACACUGAAUUAUUGCAAAGAAGAACUAGAAGUAGUGAUGGUUUGAGAAUUCUAGAAUCUGUGGAGAUCCACUGGUGAUCACUAGAGUCGUAGCCCUGGUAGUGAUCAAGUACAAAUCAAGUGUCAUACUGCAGAUCAUAUUGUCCUAGGAUAGAGAAGUACCUGUUCAGCAUUCCUGAACAAUUUAUGAGGUCCAUGGUACUUUAGGGAUCACCUGAACCCUUAUAUCCCAGCUCUGUCGCCAAGAUCACUGUUGAUUGUGUCCUGAGUUGGGGAGGCUCAUCUGAUGUCGACAUGAAACCAAGUCUUUGUGUUAUCAUCCCAGUCCUGUGGAAAACUCUUCCAGUAGAUAUUCGGCAGGCACCUUCUGCAUUAACUUUUAAAUGUCUGCUGAAAACUUUGUUAUGCUGCCAGGCUUAUGCAGACAAUUAGGAACGAUAUUUUUUUGGAAUAGCUAGCUAGUAAUUUGUGAUUUUAAUUUGUGAGGGGAUUAUGUGGUUUUAUUUACAACAGUUUGUAUAACAGUUGAAAACUGCUUUUUAAAAUUAAAUUUGGCAUAUAAGUAUUUUUUUUUAUAAACAAACUAAUUAAAAGGCAAGGGUUAAUUGCUAAUUAACUGGCAAGUGGUAGCCUACAUAUCUCCAAGCACCCUGUUCACACCCCCAAGCUCAUUUUUCUUCCCCUGCCCCACAUGAGUGUUUUGAGUAACUUCUGAUCAGGUGUGUAAGUAAAGAAUGGACAGAGUGAGUUAAAUAUAUAACAAUUACAAUCAAUCAAUCAAUCAAUCAAUAAUUUAUGGAAGGUUUAGUUUUGCAUUCCACCAGCCUCCCCCCUCCCCCUCGCCCUGCCCAAUUCAAUCCGUUCUGAAGGCCAGUGGUAAUAUUAGUUGGGCCAGAAAUGCAUACUUGCAUACCAAAUUUACCAUGCAGAAUUAAACAAUUAGGCUUACUAGCUAACCAUUUUUAUUAUAUAUACAUUUUCAUAAGGCAGCUGCACACAGUUCAGUGGUUCUCAUUUGUAUGAAAGCAAUCGCUAGCAGCACAGAACUGCUAGUCUGGUAGAAUUUGACUUUCAGCUAAUUACUCCAUGCGUGAAGGCAUUAGAAAAUGCCUGUGUGUCAUAACAUUAAUCCUAUGACUCAGAUCCCUGUUUAUAUUCUGAUCUUAUGCAAAUGUAGGUCUAUGUGCAGGCAUGAGUGCUUCUGCAACAUAAUAGUAUGCCCACAAGCCACAGCAAGAUUCUGCUGGAUAUGAUUUUUUGGAACAUCUUCCAAGAGAAUAUUCCUGAGUAAAUUAAGACCUUGACAUAUAGACAGGAUAUAAAAUGUAAAGGCCAUAUUUUGAGAAACUGCCAUUCAUCUCAGGAAGUCUGACCUACAGAUGGGAAUGUUUUCACAUGUGGAUCUACUAUAAUGCAAGGACACAACUGCACUGCUGUGAGUGUGAAAUGCAGCAAUUUCCCUGCAAACCUUUCCCUAUUAGUACAAGAGCUUCAGGAGUACUGUUUCUGGAGUUUGCAUAAUCAGGAUCGAAAUCUCUGAAUACUUAAAAAAAAUGUUUUGUUUGCUUGAAAUUUGUUUCAAAAAAGGAGAUUUUUAAAUAUGUACUUUUAAGGGAAUGGCGCAAGUCCUCGCUAUGUUGAAUCAAAUGUUUGUUAUAACAGGGUGGGGUUAUUCAUUUAAAACCACUGAGCUUCACAUUUGAAGGCCAGGUGCAGUCUCGGCAUAAGCAAGCCUGCAGCUUAUACUUUCCCCCAUGAGGUCACACAUGCAGGAUUUGGGGGUGAGACUGUCUACAUGUUACCUUCCUUAUAAAACAGAAGCUGGAAAUGGUCUCCAUGUGAUGGGAGUCUUCAUGUACUGUGUGCAAUCAUCCAUCGCAUAAUUAUUCUGUGGUGAGUUUCUGUCUCAGCACCAGCCAUAAUAAUGUGCUGCUGGCAUAGAAACUCUCUGUGUAAUGUGAAAGAAUCAAAAGAUAGUUAGGUACUGGUGUGAAUGGUCCAUUGUGUCACGGCUGCUUCUAUGUACCUUCUUUGUGAUGAAGCUAUUUUGUAGACAAGUUCUCUAGAGCGGUUCUGCGCAGUUUUAACGGCCUAACUAUCUGUUACUGUAAAUCUAUGGUUUGGCACAUCAUCACUGUUACAACCAUUAAACGUGGAAGUCUCCAGUUCACGUGGGGACUAUGUAGAGAAGCAGGGAAGUGGGCUAUGGUCCACAUUUCUUCUAGAUUGUAGUCAAAUAUUUUAACAGGCUUUAUUUAUAAAGGAAAAUCUUCUCAUUGUAGUAUUUUUCCGUGUAUAAAACUAGGUUUUUCCCCUUAAAAAUAAUGUCAAAAAUGAGGGGGAGUCUUAUACAUGGAUACAUCUCCUCACAUUUUCUUAAAUCUGAAUCCCCAAAAAUAGGGGGCGUCUUAUACAUGGGGGCAUCUUAUAGAUGGAAAAAUAUAGCAUUUAAAUCAUACUUUACCCAGUGGCGUAGCGUGGGGGGUGCAGGGGGGGCCGGCCGCACCGGGCGCAACAUCGGGGGGGGGGGCGCGCUCGCACUCGCAGCUCUCUGCCCCUACCUGGCUCACUCACUGCAGUGCUGGCUGUGCGAAUCCGAUCCGAGCCGCUGGGUCGCCACCCACUGUGGAGGGGGUGGGUGCCAGGCGUGCGGUGCGGAGAGAGAGCGAGGGACUAUAUCUGGGGGAGGGACAGUGCAGCGGCCGCCCAGCGCAGCGCUGAGCGCGGGAGAGAAUCACACCAGACCAGCCCAGGCAGCAGCAAGAAGAAGCUGGCAGCGGCGGCAGGUUAGGGGUUAGGGGGCGCAAAUUACUUGCCUUGCCCCGGGUUAGGGGGCGCAAAUUACUUGCCUUGCCCCGGGUGCUGACAACCCAUGCUACGCCGCUGACUUUACCACAGGCUUACUAGCUUCCCUAGUGCAAAUUCCUAUCAAGAGUCUUCUUCUUCUUGUUGUUGUUUAGUCAUGUCUGACUCUUCAUGACCCCAUGGACCAGAGCACGCCAGGCACUCCUGUCUUCCACUGCCUUCAGCAGUUUGGUCAAACUCAUGUUAGUAGCUUCAAGAACACUGUCCUCUUCCGUCCCCUUCUCCUUGUGCCCUCAAUCUUUCCCAGCAUCAGGGUCUUUUCCAGGGAGUCUUCUCAUGAGGUGGCCAAAGUAUUGGAGCCUCAGCUUCAGGAUCUGUCCUUCCAGUGAGCACUCAGGGUUGAUUUCCUUCAGGAUGGAUCGGUUUGAUCUUUCUGCAGUCCAUGGGACUCUCAAUAGUCUCCAGCACCACAAUUCAAAAGCACCAGCCUUUUUUAUGGUCCAGCUCUCACUUCCAUAUAACACUACUGGGAAAAUCAUAGCUUUAACUAUACGGAUUUUAAUUCUGGCUUGGGAUUCAUCCAGUCCAGCCUUUCGCAUGAUGUAUUCUGCAUAUAAGUUAAACAAGCAGGGAGACAAUAUACAGCGUUGUCGUACUCCAUUCCCAAUUUUGAACCAGUCAGUUGUUCCAUAUCCAGUUCUAACUGUUGCUUCUUGUCCCACAUAGAGAUUUCUCAGGAGACAGAUGAGGUGGUCAGAUCAAGAGUCUUAAGCAUUACUUAAGAAUCCAAAAAAAAAAAAAAGAUCUAAAUAGAAUAUGGAUGUUAAAAGACAUGUAUUCUGGGAAGCAGUUUAUUGUGGUAAUUAAGUGUUUGAGAUUUCCAAUUUAAUUCUAAUAAAUUUGCAUUUGCUACAAGUGAAUUGUUUCUUUAUGUUGAUCUGUACUAUGUUUUUCAGACAUGCUUUUGGAAAAAGUCACUGAUUUCUGAAGAGGCAAAGAAACACAUAGCUAGAGUUUAACUGGAUAUCUUAAAAGCAGUUCAGGUCUUGAUUCUGUUUAAGCCAGGGCUUAACUUAUAGAUGACAAUGCAUACAUAGAGCCAUACUACCUUGAGGAGCCAUGUCACAUCCCAUUAAUAUAGCCCUGCCUUAGCUCUUAAAUGCUCAAAGUUGGGAAAGUGAAUAAGAAGCAGAUGAGCAUGAUAGUAAGAAAACAUAUGCUUGAUGGGAACAGAGCGCAAGAUGCUAACCAGAACAAUACCCACCCACAUGCCAAGAUUAAAACACCACUUUUAAGUGCUUAACAGAUGUAAAGCUUUUUCUAGAAGAAAAGGCUAGUUAAAAAGAGAACAAGGAAGAGCUAAACAACACAGAUCACAGUUUCAAAACUAAUAAAAUAAUUCUGUACAUCUCAUGGUUCCAAAAACAUUAUAAGUAAACAAGAAGUCUAAUCCACCAGAAAAGCAGCUAGUAUUAAAAUGUAUGUUUGCUAAUCAUAGGCUUAUAAUUGUGAAGACCAACAUACAGCCCCAAAAUAAGGAGUGGGAAAUGAUUUUCUUUCAGGUUGAAAUGGGCUGCUGCAUUGGAGCUGCAGGGAGGCACCUCUUCCUACACUUGAGUAGGACCCUGGCAGAGAGAAAUGCCCGACUGGCAUGUUCUCUCCCUCCUCCCUGUAAUAUCUCCCUCAAACAUAAGUCUCAGUUCUUUCCCCCACUACCCUGCUGUUUCAGCAGUUUUGAUGCAAGCAAUCAGAAAUGAAAACAUUUUCCUGUUCCGGGAAUUAGGCAGGAGGGAGAUGCCCAGCUCUGCCUCACUUCCUAAAAAAAAAAAGUAUCUCAGUGCUGGACUUUGUUGUUUGCAGCAUUUGAUUUUAUUUCACUUCUUGUCCAACAGUUAAUAUUUGUGUGUUUUCUUCAUGUAUGCACUUGUUUAUCCCAAAAAGACAUCAGAAAUGUAUAUUCCUGAUAGAAACCUGGAUAAAUACUAUGAAGGGUCAUUUACAGAUCUCUCAAAAAUGCAGGGCAGAUUGUGUUCAUGGGCCCAGAGGGGGCGGGAGGGGGAGUCAGUGUGGUGCAGUGGUUAGAGAGUUAGACUAGGGAGACCCAAAUUCAAAUGAGACCUACUUUGCCAUGUAGCUUAAUGGGUGACCUCGGCUGGCCUAAGCCAUCUCACAGACUGUUAUCAGGAUAAAGUGGAUGGUGUAUGCCGUCUUGAGCUGCUUGGACAAUGUAUAAAUAUACUAACAAAUCAAGACCCCUGACCUCACUUUAACAAGGAGUAUGCCCCACCCUACAUCAUCCCACAUGCACAGAUGUGCAAAAAGAUGAUAUUCAAAAAAGUGGGUGUAUUUGCACAAAAACCAAUGUAACUUGAAAAAAAGUUCUAAUAACGGGGGGCGGGGGGCAGGAUGGGGCAGUAGCAGGGAGGUGGGGAAACACAUGCAUUUAGUUUAUAUCAGGGGUCAGCAAACCUUUUCAGCAGGGGGCCGGUCCACUCCCUCAGACCUUAGGGGGGUGGACUAUAUUUGGGGGGGGGCGGGGUAAGAACAAAUUCCUAUGCCCCACAAAUAAACCAGAAAUUCAUUCUAAAUAGAAGCACACAUUCUACUCAUGUAAAAAAACACCAGGCAGGCCCCACAAAUAACCCAGAGAUGCAUUUUAAAUAAAAGGGCACAUUCUACUCAUGUAAAAACACACUGAUUCCCGGACCGUCUGCGGGCUGGAUUUAGAAGGCGAUUGGGCCGGAUUCGGCCCCCAAGCCUUAGUUUGCCUACCCAUGGUUUAUAAUAACAAGAAGACUUGUACCUCUUUAGUGAGGCAAGAAAGCAAAAAUGAAGUGGAAUGCUAAUGGCUGGGGAAAGACAAUAUAUUUAUUUUCCAGAUGGCGUCAUAGAAGCUUUGUUGUCUUCUGUCUUGUGUCACCCUCAUCCACUGCUGUCUCUGUUCACAGAUUUUAAUGUUUCUGUAAUGCCUCAAAACUCUGCAAAAUCUGUUUCACCAGAGUCAAUAAUGGAACAAGAGAAUUUCUGCAUCCUGUUCCUAUGAAACAAGAUAACAUCUGACUUGGUCCAGCUCCUAAGACUCAACCAUAAAACAAUAUUCUUUUUUUCCACAAGUUCUUCAUAGGCUUGAAAUGUUUAAUGAGAUUUUGUUGAUCCAGGGCCAGUGUUUACCAGAUGACAGUAGGAUAAAAGUACUGUACAUGCUGUACAUAUGUGUAACUUGGAAAUAUAGAUGAAAGUUUUCAGGGUCCGGAUAUUGGGGUCCCCUCUUAGCCUUAGAUAUUUUGAUUGCAGGGAAGGUCUGCCCAAGUGUGUAUAUUCUGCAAGAAGGUCAGAAACCUGUUUAUUAAGUAAAUGUUGGGAAAUGCUUGCCAAAAUAUUGCACAUUGAAGUUCUACUUCCCCCACAACUCAGAGCUUCCUUGAUGGAGUAGGACCAAAAGUUCACAUGGCACAGCAUCCUGUUCCCAGCAGUCUCUGCUUCAGAGACGCCCACAAAGUUCACCACCCCAGCUCUGUUUGGCCUUAAGCUCUCCCAUUCCUCCUUUCUGCAGAGCCAAUGCAGCUUUUGCGUCCUGCUCUUAUAACUGCUUCUAAUCAUUUCCUGUCUCCUCUCCUAGCCCUGUCUUACCCCAUCCUAUUCCAUUCCACCCAUCAGGAGGUGUGUUGGGCAGGAAGAAAUGCAAAAAAGAGAGCUGUAAUGACCAGGGAGCUAUUGCUUCUUUUCCACCCAGUGGCUCGCAUGGGUCAGGGGAGGUACAUAUGUACUCCUUCUCCUGCCAUAUAUACCACUCCUGUUUUCCUGGCAGCACUGUUCUUCUUCCUUAGACUAAAUGCAUGUGGUCCAUAGGUUAGGGUAGGGCACAGGAAGCAGGUGAAGCCUCUGCCUGCCCAGGGAAAGAUGCGCUAUCUGUCCAUGCCUUUAAGAAUGUGUGGGAUGUUGCUGUCCUCAUUCAUGGAGGUCCCUGUGGAACUGACCCUGUUUAAUGGCAAAAAGAUCCACUGGCAGCAGAUAGGCUUCCCUCAGGACACCUUGGCUCCCAUGGUCCCCUCUCCUUUCACACACAAAUGCCAAAGUUGUUCCCGCUUUGGCCAGCUGCGCAUGUGCACAAGAGUGCUAGCGUGAUGACAGUCAUACGUUUUUAUGUAUAUAGGAAGAUACUCUGAAAUUAGGGCAAAUUUACCCUAUUAAAUUAUCUUUUUUUUCCAUUAGUGUGAAACACUGACUUCUUUUAUGUUUUGUAACUAGUCAUAUAAUUUCUUUCUGCCCAGAAAGUAUGUUCUUGUAAACUGAAAAGCAUGAGUCAUACUGGGAAAUUUCCAAAAACACACACACAAAAACCCCCCUCACUGCACAUUGCAUUGCAUUGCAGCAAUACUGAAGUGUCACGCUUCUCAAGGAGAGUUCCUUACCCCCAAUUUAGAGCUCAAAUAAAAGUGAAAGAAAGGAGAAGGGCAUGUUGGAAGUCAGCAGGAAAAAAACCCCAUCAAACUGAUUUAUGCUGUUAGGAAAAAUCUCCAACUACAUUUUACUGCAAAUACAUGAUCUGUGGUGACACAAUUAACAAGCUUACUGGAUGCUUAAUUGCACACCUUGUUAACUUUUUGCUUGGUAAACUGAAAUUUACCGGCUCAUGAUGGACAGGUCAAUGUUCCAUUUCCCAUGAGCCCCUUCCAUGCUACAGUGAGGGAAACCGCAUUUGCCUCAAGCAGGUUGCUGAUGUGUUGGUGAGGCCCACAAUAUCCUUUGAUAUUCAGAUAUUCAACAGGGGUAGAGGAGCAAUGAUUUGUGAGCAGGAGCUUCUGAUCAGCCAUUGUCAUUUGACAGGAUGUCUCUCAUUCAACCUGAUUUUAAUUCCACCCUGUGCCAGGAAUUAAUUUACCAUAAGUAUUAGAACAGACCCAAACUACAGUUUCUUCCAAACAAAUGUCAAGACGUUGGGAUAGGGAAAGGAUGCUGACAUGACUAUUUAUAGGAAGCUGCAAGGUGGCAUAGAUGCUGGGGCACAGAAGCACAUGGCAGAGGGAAGGGCUGGUGCUGCAGCCCGACACAGACAUGGAGGGGGCGCUCUUCCCUUUGGAACAGGCAAAGUGAGGAGACAGAGAAGGAAGGGCCAUCUGUCUUGGCAGGUGGGAUGGGGCGAGCCGACAAAGGCAAAAGUGAAACCACUUCGUAUGUAUGUGGGGGUGGUUGAGCUAACCACAGAUUGGCUGGCAGGCUGAGGGCAUCUGUGGCGCAAUGUGUGACACUUUAGAAACCUAAGGUCUGAUGAAAUGUAUAACUUACAGAAGAUUUCAUCAAAUGUUUGAAAGGACAAAUCUCAACACUAAUAGGGUUGCCAUACAUCCUAUUUGGAAUACUGUAGUGUCUGGGCUGAAACCAGCAAAAAUGUCCAGGAAAAUCUGGCCACAUGGCAGCCCAUUAAAAUUGCCAAAAAAAGGCAAGUUUUUGUGAUUUUUCCAGAAAAGCUUGACAACUUUGCAAAAAACAAACAAACAAAAAAAACAACACAACAACUUUUCUGUCCAGAUUUUCACUGUUUGGGAUAUGGCAAUCCUAACUAAACUUGUUAGUGUAAACCAAAUCGUGGUAAUAAACUUCAUUCUGCUAUUGUGAUGGGGCAUGUUUGGUGAUUUAAAAAAUAGCUACAGGCAGCAGAGUAUAAAACUUAUCUUUGUCAAACAGUGCAACUUUCUCCAAGUAGUUCUGAAGCUCUUACUUCCUACAGUUUAACCAGGACUUUACAUGAAUAUCCAUCUUACUCACUUUUUCCUAGAAUAUAACUUUUCAAACUGUGAAGGAGAGCUGCUUUCAACCAUGAAACAACCAUGACCAGUUGGUGUUCUGUAUUUAUGUCACACUGUCCUGCCAGAGAACACAGAAGGGCUUAUAUGGGGUUUCCCAUCUCAGCACUGCUCAAAGCCAGGCCCUCUUCACUUGCUUAGUUGAAAUGUGUUCUGUGCAACCUGCUUCCCAUAUAAUGUACUUUUAAACACAGCUGUAGCUUAUAGGAAACAGGGUAUUAUCACACUCUGACCAUGCUUCUAAUGCUGCCUGAAUCAUGACUCUUUGAAAUGUUGUGCCUUUCAGCCUCGAACACAAUGGCUGCAGAGAAACAGACAAAUUAACAUCAACCAUUAUGCCAAUAAGAAGAGUGCGGCAGAAAGUAUGUUGGACAUUGCUUUGCUUAUGGCGAAUGCAUCCCAGCUCAAAGCAGUUGUGGACCAAGGACCUACCUUUUCAACCUACGUUCCACUUGUUGUCCUCAUCGGCAUCUCACUCUCACUUCAGAUCAUAGUAGGCGUGCUUCUAAUAUUCCUUGGUAUGUAUAGUCACAUGAAUUUCUUCUGAUUUUGUGCCAUUUAUAGUAUUCAUUUCUCUGUUUCAAAAGAGGCAUGCUCAUAUUUUACAAAAAUAAUUGUUACAAUCUUGGUGUUCAUUUUUCCAUUUUAAAAUGGGCAUGUAAAAAGAAACUUCUUUAAAAAAUAGCUAUAUCCUACUCUUAUACAAAGUUCCUUUAAAUAGUUCCAUGUAAGUGGAUGGGCAUAUUAUUAUAUUUAUUAUUAUUAUUAUCAUCAUCAUCAUCAUCAUCAUCGUGUUCUUAUCAGAUUCUAUGCACUGCAUGAGAGACAAAAUGAAUACAUAUAAUACAUGAAUAAAUACAAUAUAGGACCAGUUCUCUUUGAAUAAGAAUAUUAUUGAUUAGCCCCUUUCAGGUAGUCCCCUUGAUGUUAUUGCAGUUGUGUCAAUGGGGAAGGUGGAGCCAACUGCUAGCCUAAUCCAUAGGUCCCUCACAGGUCGUAUCCCCACACUUGUGAGGGACAUCAACAAAGGAAAGCAGACUGUAUGCCCUGUGUGAUCAGGGUUCCCAUUCAUGAAGAAAAUAGGCUUCCAUCAGACCACGAACAUGUGCAGGUUAGGAAAUAUAUGAGCAAAUGCUACAGUAACUUUUGUUGCGUUAUUUUGCAAGGUUGCCAUGGAAUUACUUACAUGAAAUAUUUACUGAAAUAAGAUACUAAAUAUAUUCUUUUCUGAAAGCUUUCCUGAAUUUUACCAUUCAUGUUGCGGAAAAGAAGUAUCAAAAGACUACAGUUAUAACAUUUGUUUCUGAGGAGUAAUUUUUAGCUCAAGAAGUAUAUAGGAACUGUCCUUCCAAACCCUGAAUUUAUGUACCCUGAACUAUACUUUUCUUCCAUCUGAACUAUACUCUUCUUCCAUGCUAAGGAAGUCAUACUCAGUAUUUUAACUACUCUGUCAUUUUCUCUAUAAAUAGUUUUACUUUGGCUUGUAGCAUUACAACACUAUAGUCUCAUUAGGAAAUAAAAGUAAUUGCUUCAAAAGCAAGCCUUCCAAGGUUUUGAAAAGGAAAGUAGUAAAUAUGGCUUGGAAGCCAAGGACUUGUGACUGGAAAACUCCAAAGCUUGUAUAGCCUUUCACCACAAUGGGUUUAUUAUACAGGAUUCCCUUGGGCAACUUAUCAACGUCACAAUAGUUUUCUAUUACAUAAUGUUCCAGGGUACUUACGAAAGUAGCUAAAUGACAUUUCUGCUUCUGCAACAGGAGAUAAUCAGUCACUGACCACAUUUUGCUUUUACUUUUAAAGAAUAUUUAUAAACCACCAGCUCAUAAUAAAUAUCAUAAAAUAUCAUAAUUAAAUAAUUAUAAAACCAUAAAAUGCACAACAGGUGACCAACACUGAAUAAAAUUCAUUCUCUGAUGAGGAAAACGAAAAUGUUUUAAGCAGGCAACAAACUAUCAGGAUUGUAGAUGCUUGUCUGAUUGCAAUAGGAAAAUUGUUCCAAAUUACUAGUGCUACUAUGCUUGGUUCAUUCAGAAAUGAAACAAAUGUUCAUCUGUUUAGAAAGUAUAAACAUGAAGUCAAUUUAUAAGGAACAAAAGCAACUUAAGAUGCUGUCCCCCUCCAUGUCAGCUGGUCAGGAAGGGGAUAAUGUUUCUCAGACACCUUGUGGAACAUUGAGUCAGAUCCAAAUUUGCUCAGAGCAGACGUCUCUGAACUAAAUGCUCCCAAGAGCAAAAGCAGAGAAGGCAGUUUUGGGCAAUUCCUCUUUCUCCAUACAGCCACCUAUCCUCCCUAACCCCCCCCCUCCAAAAAUCCACUUUUCGCAGAAGAAUGAGUCUAUACCUGUGAUGAGUAUGAGUUACUCGUGCGUAAACUGGUGCCUCUCUAGGCUAAUUUGCCUUGUUAAACCUUUCUGACUGCACAGCCCUUUCUAAUCAUGACUGCCUCAGUCACUGGCAGAAUCCGUCAGUGGGCGUUUCUUGAAUCUCUUCCAACAUAAGAGUUGUUUGACACCCAGUCUCCUCCUCCUCUCACUGCGCGGGAGCCUUCUGCGCAGGGAGGGCGUAGGUAGCGGAGGACCUGUCCCCUCCUCACUGAGUUCCAGUGAAGAGUCCGGGAGCCCUCUCUCCGAUCCCCCAUCUGCCCACCUUUGUUCCUGGUGUUGCGCUUAAAUGCUUCCCCCUCCACUGAGCUGCUUCUCCCCCUGCUGCUGGGUCCUUCUCCAGCAUCAUCUAGGAGCCUCCCCUUCGCCUCCCGUUCCGAUGUCAGUUCCCUGACAAUACCCAACUGGAAGUUUUCAUCAAAUGCUGUGAUUUUAUAUUUUGUUUGUAUGAAAUGAAAGCACGUUGUGAGGGCUUGGCUUUAAAAAGCACUUUUACACUUUUUAAAAAAUAGAUUUUAAAUACGUAACAAAUAAUGUUGGUAGAGUAUGAGAUUCUUAAUCCUGGCGUCAUGGGUUCAAGCCCCACAUUGGGCAAAAAGAUUCCUGCAUACCCAUCCAGUACAAAAGGCAGGGUUGAAAACGUUGGUUUAUUGGCAGCCUCAGUUUCACCUCAAAGUUUGCCUUCAGUAAUCAUUUUUCUUGAUUCAGGGUAGAACUGCGUAGUCCAAAUGUUGGGCUACUUUCCCCCCUAUCCACACAGUGAUAUUGAGAGGUUUAGAGGAGCAGCUCACUUUGCUUGUUAUCAGGCCUGUUCAUUUUAGGGCAGAAAGUGAAGGAAGGAAGUGGUCAGAUCCGUAGCCAGAGAGAUGUUUUGUUCCAAAUGUGGCCUGGCAGCUUCUCUUGCCAGAUUCCAAGCCUAUAUUUUAGCAGUAGGACUCUUCCCCUCCCCCUUUACAGUGGUACCUCAGGUUAAGAACUUAAUUUGUUCUGGGGGUCCAUUCUUAACCUGAAACUGUUCUUAACCUGAAGCACCACUUUAGCUAAUGGGGCCUCCCGCACCGCCGCUGCGCGAUUUCUGUUCUCAUCCUGAAGCAAAGUUCUUAACCUGAGGUACUAUUUCUGGGUUAGCGGAGUCUGUAACCUGAAGCAUAUGUAACCUGAAGCGUAUGUAACCCGAGGUACCACUGUAUCUGUCUUUUAAAUUGCGAGGGCCAGAGAAGUUUAAAUCCUUCACCCCUGUGUCCUGUAUUGCCAUGCUGCAAAUGAGAGCAUAGAUUUGCUUUCCUUGAUCCAAGUUGAAUUGGGAAUUGAGCUAAAGCGAACUAUUAACCUGUUUUAAAAUGCCAAGAUUACCUGCCCAGAUCACACUUUAAAAGAAAGAGAGAGCAAACGCUCUGAAUGUGGAAUGUCUCCUUUUGGUGGCACUGAAGUUCAAAUUUAUUCAUCAGGCAACCAAAUACAGACAUUCGUCCCAUAGAUUCUGUAGUACCAAAAACCCUUUUGUAAGACCUUUUUCAUUGGCAGGGGGAUGAAAUAGAUUAGGCUACAUGAAAUGACAGUGGGAUUGGAUUACUAUAAUAAAAUGCUUAACAAUACCUGUACUUAAGAAUGGUUUCAAGUUUAGCUCUAUUGUGUAGUACUACAAUAAUGAAAUAAGAUUACUGCAAUUCCCUCUGAAAGCUCGGAGCCUGGCUUUGUUAAUAGACAGUGUUGCAUUUUAAAAGAAAUAAUCAAACCCAUACUUUAUAUCUCCAGUGCUGGUGAAUCACCAGAAACUGGGUGAUGUCUGAAUGCAUAAACCAGGGAGUUACACCCUGAGCUCACUGGUUUCUUUCCUGCCAGCAGCCCACCUCAUUGAUUAGAGCAUUACAGUAUUAUUAUUUUUCUAACAGCUGUGUCAGCUCUUAAAAAUCAUGUUGUGUAAUAGCAGUCACUCUGGACUGCUUGCAUUUCUUGGAAUCAUUGUGAUUUUAGAAGAAAGAGGAUAGCAUCCACAUGAUUGAGUCUGUACACCAAAGUUAAUUUUAGGGCACGCAUUUCCCACAGAGAGCAGCUCUUCCCAUCAUACAAGAUAUCGCUUUCGAAAUUUUUGGGAGUUUCCAAAGCUGAUAGUGAUGUAAUAUGGGAAGUCUUCUGUUCAAAUAAAGAAAAAGAGAUUUCGUUGAACCUGCACAUGCUUCAAUCUGGCAUUUCUCAACAGUUUCUUUGAAUCAUGGUUCAUAUCAUAUCAGCUGCAAACUUUAUUUUGAAAAGUCUGAAUUUAAAAUUAAGCAUUUUUGGAUCCUCUCCAGUCACUUCAUGGUGCUUUUAUCUGUCUCAAUAUGAGGCUAUGUUACCCAUCCUGCCUAAUGCUUUUGAAAAAAGUAUCUUGCUCUUCGUUGAUUGAACUUUGUUACUAUUUUUUUUCAUAGUACUCUGCUCUGUAAUAGAUUGAUUGUGCUGUAUCAACAGCUUAUCACAUUUGAAUACUGAAAUAACUGAGCCUCGUUUCUCCCUUAUUACUCCUAAUUCCUCAUAGAAUGCAGUGUUCUGGCAAUUAGGAGAGUCUGGUCUGUUGCAUGGUUAGGAAUUUGAUUGUGGAGAAAUGUGGCCGGGUUUAAUUUCGGAGGACUGGGAGGUUCACAUCAUAUAGCACCCAUGGGUCAUGGUUCACUGAUUCUUUAGAUUCUGCCUCACGUCUGUGCAAACUUUAUUUUUAAAACUAUGAAUUAAAUAUUAAGCAAUUUUACAUUGUUUCCAGACAAGUGAGAGCAUUUUGAAAAGCAGUAUUUAUAAAACAUGAAGAAUCUGUGUAGUUGGAAUUUUUAUUGUGCUUCUUAUUUUGUACAAGCCACUUUAAACAAUUCAAAAUAAGAGGAGACUUUGGUGCUAAGUCUUUGCUAAUGCCAAUUUCUCCCAUUCAUAUUCUCACAAUAGUUUCCAUCUCACAAAUUUCUGUGGUAGGAAAAACAAGACAAAACCAUCACUGCUCAAGUUGCCCUAGUAUUCUCCUGCCUUAUGGAAAAUCUGCUCAUAGAAGGUCAUCUGAGGAGAGCCUUCACUCUCUCCAAAUGUGGAGCAGUUCCUUCAGACUUCAUGCAAUUCCAUACAAGAGCAUGCAUAUUUAAUACGGCCCAUUUAUACAUUUUUCAAAACCUGAAAGUAAAAAUAACACGAUGCAAAUCCCAUCUCUCUUUUCAUCCUGCUCUCUUUCCACCUCAGCCACUCAGGCAAAGAAAAAAUGCAAGAAAACAGCAGGUAAUUGUGAUUCACACAACUGAAGCCCAUCGCUUGCAAGUCCAUGUCAUUUAGUUGAGCAGGCAUAAAUGUUUUCUUUAGUAAAAAAUAAAGCAGUAGGAGGUAAGCAGUGAGCUCAUUUAGAAUUCAAAGGUCGGAGAGACCAGGAAGAAACCUGUGGUAGAGGCUUUUAAAUAAUCUUAAGCAGCACUGCCUCUGGUAACAAGGUAGCAAGAAAUGGAUAAAGCAAAGCAAAUGACAAAAUGUCACAUAAAAUUAGGGAAACUCUAGAAACAUUCUAGCUUAGGAUAGAAGACCUCAGGCCUGGUGCAGUGAGGUUGAGGGAACAUUCUUUCAAAUGUGGUGGCCCUGUAAAAGGUAAAAGAGUAUUGGGAAAUAAUCCAUAAUGAAUUGAAAAUUUAAAAGUACUUUCCCCCAAAAAACCAGAGUCCAUUUUGUUGGGGAUAACUCAGACGGAAAUUCCCAGGUGUCAAAAAAGGUCAUUUAUGUAUGCCACUUCUGCGGCCCAUGUUUUGUUAGCCCCCAAACUGAAAACGAGCGAGGUCCCAACUAAAGAAGAGUGGCAACUUCAACUCAUGAAAGAUGCACAGCUUGGUGACCUAACAUAUAGAAUGAGAGGACAAGAAGAACAUACAUUUAAAGAAGACUGGAAAAUGUUUAUUGAAUAUAUGGGGAGGAAUUGUGUACACUUGAAAUCGUUGGCAGCAUUAAGAUAAACUCAACAGUGUAGACAAGUUUUGAGGGAUGUAAUAAUGGAAUACUGAGUGGUUUAGUUUAUGUAAAAUUUGCAGGGAUUUAUGAUAUGCAAAAUGAACCAUGGAAAGAGAAGGGAAGUCACUGAUAUUUUAAGGUUGUUUAAAUGAAUAUUUUAAAUUGUAAAACAUUUGGUGUUCUCUUCAGGUCAUGUCCUAUCAAGCCACACCUCCUCACCAGGCCUGCUCCAAGCCACCCUCAAGAACUUGAAGGUGUCCUUGAACUGUGGCAAUGCUUGCCUGGAUGGAGAACAGGGACAGGUGCAUGUGUGUGAGUGUGUAUGUGUAGAAACCUGGCUUUUGUGGCUGGAAUGUAGCCCACUUAUGCAAAGAAAAGCACUCCAGCAGUUGCUCCACCCACAGUUUGCCUCUGGCUUGUGGCCUCCGAAGAUUGCCAACUAAAAAAUAAUGUCCCUCAGGCUGAAAAAGUUUCCCUGGCUGUUGUAGUUGAUAAAGCCUAGUUUGUAUGGAUGAUUAAAGUAAUCAUUUCCUUAAUAAAAAAAGCAUUUCAUUUCACCUACUACUUCACAUAUUGGCCUGUGAUUGCAAAUUCUUUGUCAAGACAGCCACUGAAAAGCAUCCAAGAAUAAUGUUUUUUUGCUUUUUUAUUAUUCGGAUAGUUGGCGCACAUAUCUCUCUUGAGUUCUACUGGCACACAAAUUUUGUUACCUUCCCUUGCUGAUAUCUCUCCCGGCCCCCCAGCAGAAUUCCAAUAAUAACAACAACAUAGUUCUCAUAUUUGUGCUUGUUUCUCAUUGGUAAUAUUUCUUUUGUUAUUUCCCCCCCUUGCAGUCAAAUAUGACCUUAAUAAUCCUGCAAAACAUGGCAAGCUGGAUUUCCUCAAUAAUCUGACAACUGGACUGGUGUUUAUUAUAGUGGUUGUGAAUAUCUUCAUUACGGCCUUUGGAGUUCAGAAGCCAAUGGACUCAAAAGUAUAGGUCAUAGAAGGUGAGUUCCUACCCAUAAUAUAGUUUCCUGAUUAUUUUUCAUCUGUGAUGUGGGUCUCUGUGUUUGAGGAACAUGGAAAAGUCCCCAGAUCUGAGGCACUGAGGGAGCCCCUCCCUUGAAUAGAGCAGCCCGUAUUUCCUCCUCAUCUGUAUUUUCCUCACGAUUUUCCUGCCACGGUUGUGGCAGGCAUGUAAUUUAGCAUCCCAUGCACAAACCUGAGGCUUCUGGGCUUUCUUUUCCCACAAUGAGACUAGAAACUUUCCCUUCCAUUUUCAGCUACCCUUGGUUUGUUAUUAGGGCAAAACCCUAACAACAGAGUUGUGACUAUCCAAACUGUGGUUUAGGGAAACAAGACAGGCUUGGAAAUUGUGCUUUGAGGAUGGCUUCUUUCACUAAACCGUAGUUAAGUUUGACUAGUGUUUCUGGGUUCACCCAUAACAACAAACUGCAGUUAGUUGAAAAUAGAAGCAAAAGCUUCUGAACUCUUCACAGUCCCAGCAAGUUAUAAAGUCUGAGGCUUGUUUGUGUAAUGUUAAGCUAUGAUUUAGCAUUGUGUUUGAAUGCAGCCACUGAAUCAGGAUGUGGAUAAAGAUUUAGAGUGCAAAAAGGAGGAAUAACUAGUGGUCUUUUAGCCCCUCUUUCCCCCUCCCCUUGUCAUAAAUGACAUUCUCUCAGAAGCAGAAAUGUUUUUUCUUCACUGUUGCCCAUGAGUGAAAGCAAAGUAAAAUUAAUGUCCUCUGUCAUUAUAUUAUAAUAAAUAACCUUUCAAUACAGUCACAAAUUUGCAUUAAACCACAUCUGUAAGCAUUAAAUAUAUGGGAGACUCAUUCUGACGUAACGUAAAUAUGCAGUUUUAGACUGGGCAGUGUUUCCCCCUGCUCAAUAAUACACUUCACCUCGUCUCUACAGGAAACCCAGCCUAGGAAAUUCUGAACCACAGUUUGAACCACAUAUUUGUGGAAACUUAGAACUGUUUGGGAUUUUUCCUCACUAGAUCACUUUAAGAAAACCAAGAUGCCUCAAAGCACCCCCCCCCCCCCCCCCCCUCGCUUGUAAAGGGUCAAAGUCAGUGCCUGAUUAAUAUAAGAAAUCAUUAAGGAAAUUCCCACCUUCCACAAAUACUCAUUUACUACCAGCGCUCCACAUUUAGCCCUUCCAAAGGCAGCAGAAAGGCAGAAGUGCAGAGCAGGCAGUGAGCUGAUCAAGUAUGAGAAUGCUAAAGGAAUGGAGUCAGCAAAUUGUUAGAAAAGCAGAACCCAGCACUGUACCACUGUGAAGGAGGAAGUGGGACAAGGGGGUGGCGGGGAUGUAGACAGACAGACAGACAUUCAGAGAGAGAGAGCAGCCAUGAGUGGAAAAGACCAACCAGUGGAAAUGGGUGGCUCCUUGCUUACACAAUCUUCUCAUUUACAGGGAGCUGGUAAAAUCUGGGCUCCUCCCUUGAGGGACUGUGAAGGGUGUCUCCGCACCCCUCACCCUUGUUGACACAAACGUUAACAAGUUCAGGUUAUUUUGGAGCAAGAUGGAAUUUCUAGGCCCUCUAACAGUACACGUACUCUCAAAUGCCACAUUGCCUUGUCAAAAUACUAGCACCAACAUUUGCUGACACCAUCUAUCAAAGUGACAGGAGGAGAAACCGUAUUUCAGGUAGCAUGUUAUCUGGGAGACGUUAGCUUAUAUUAAGGCAAAUGAGUUGUAAGGAGCUACUGGGCCACCUGGAGAGCUCUGCAUUCUGGGGUGUGCCAGAAAGGGUGUGGCAAGUCUACAUGCAGGAAAGAAGAAAGGCAUGUAGUCACCAGCCAACCUGGUAACUGCCUGAAGCAAAAACACUAGAUACAGAAGCCUGGUCAUGAGAUAGUAUCCUCAUCUGAGGCAGCAGACUAAUUUAUAUGGGUAGGCCACCUGCAUGCCCAGUAUUAGAACAUAAGAAGAGCCUGUUGGAUCAGGCCAAUGACCCAUCUAGUUCAGCAUCCUGUCCUCCCUGUGGCCAACUGAUGCUUGUGGGAGCAUGAAAGCAGGACCUGAGCUCAACACCACUCUGUCCACCUGCAGUAUUCACACUUCCUCUGACAGUGAUGGAACAUCACGGCCAGUAGCCAUUGACAGCCUUAUCCUCCGGAAAUUUGUCUAAUCUCCUUUUAAAGCCAUCUGGGUUGGUGGCCAUCACUGCUUCCGUAGUUCCGUAGUUUAACUACCCAUUACAUAGAGAAGUAAUGUAUUUUAUCCCAUCUUGAAUUGUCAAACAUUCAGUGGCAUUUGGAUGUCCAUGAGGUCUAGUGUAACGAGACGGAUAAUAGCUUUUCUCUAUCUGCUUUCUUCAUAGGGGAGUUGUUCCAUCCCCUUGAUCAUUUUCACCGGUGACAAAAAAGAUGAAUGACUGGGGAGGAACAGCUGGAGGCUGUUGCCAUUCCCCCCAACAUCUGUUGCCUGGGGUGCUUGCUUACUCUGUCUAAUGACAGGUCCAGGCCCAACAAUUCUGAUUGGAAGCUCUUCCUGUAGAGACCUGUUCUCUUAUACUUUGUAAAAUGGCAUGCCCAUUUCUAGUUUAAGGAAAGUGGUGGUGUCGCUCCUGCAAUCUAUUGGGGGGCACAGCGUGACCUAGUUGUGGGUCAUGACUCACCAACUGAAGGUCAAUAGUUUUAUAUACUUAUCCUCGUAUUUAGCAUACUCUAUAGAACAGUAGGAAUCAAAAAGGACUGGAAGGUCAUAUGGGAAUUUUGGGGUGAAAUGGUGAAGUGACUUCAAAAGGGAAUGUCUGUUUUACAAAAUAGUCACCAUUCUGCUAAUAAUAAUAAUAAUAAUAACAACAACAACAAUUCAUUAUUUAUACCCCGCCCAUCUGGCUGGGCUUCCCCAGCCACUCUGGGCUGCUUCCAACAAAAUAUUAAAAUACUGUAAUGCAUCAGACAUUAAAAGCUUCCCUAAACAAGGCUGCCUUCAGAUGUCUUCUAAACGUCUGGUAGUAGUUGUUCUCUUUGACAUCCGCUUGCAUCCUUUUAACUACUUUCUUUUUUCUUUUCUUUUUCUUUUUACAGAGACCCAAGAUCUUAAAUGUUGGGAGAUAAAUGUUACGAACUUGAGCCAGUAUCUCUUAAAUGGAAAACAUGAAGAACCUGAAGCAAUUCAAAAAAGCAUUAUUCUCUUUCAAUUGAACUGUUUCUCCAGGAACUGUUAUCCCAUGCCUCCAAUGGCAGCUCAGAAUCCCUUGCUCUCUGUGCCUUAUAUGUUGAACAGAGAAAGAGGUGAUUUCUACACUUGAAAGUAUGGGCUUCACAGAAGUAGAAAGACAGCUGAAAAUUCUGCACUAAAGGAAGGCAAGUUCAUCUUGCAAAACUCAACUUUCUGAUCCCAAUCUUUAACACAAAUGAACUAAUUUUUGUAAUUUUUUCUUUACAUAAUUCUAGCCGUAAAAUGUCUCGUAUUUGGAGCUUUUUCUCUUCUGCAAAGGCCAUUAUACCUCAUGCUCCUUCAGAACUCAUUUGUUCCAAGAAACAAGGCUUUAGCCCCUAGUUCUUUUUAGAAAUAAUUUGCUGUACUUCUUUCUGAGUCCUUGCAGAAGUGUUGGCGUAAACUCUACUGCUUUGAGAGCAGUAUCUUAAAAUACAGCCCGUAGAAUACACUUCUCAGUGCAAUCCCAGUUUAUGAUCAGUCAUUUAACAGUGUUGAUAGAUAAUAGUAGCAUACUUAGCUGAUCACAACUCUAAAGAGAUAUCCCCAGCCACCCCCUAGAUUUACUCUAAGGACUGCACACAUCACAUUUAUAAAGACAUGUAUGAGGGAAAAUGUGUACCCUAGUGCUCUGUUGGAUGUGAAGAUGCCACAUGGUUGUAGACUCGUGCUCACUAUGGACAUGGCUUUGUGGUUUUUUUACAGCAAUGUGGGGGGAUAUUUAUUUGGAUUUAUAGUUUAUCAGACUUGAGGGCUCAGGUGGCCACGAGUUUCAGUUCUGUAAAAGAAUGACAAUAAAAACAAAUGAUAUAAGGAGAUCCAGAAGGAGAGAAAAUUAAAAAGGAGGAGGCAAUAUUCCCAAACCCUCUCUAAAUAUAUAUAAAUAUCAUAUGUGAAAUAACCCUUAUUGGGGAGGAGAAAAGGCUAAAGAGUAAAUCCAAAGUGGUCCCAAAGGCAGUUGGAUGGUGUCUUGUCUGCCCCCUUCUGGCAACUCCUGCAGCCAAGCUGGUGCCAAAUGUAUUGCUUUGCUUUGGACCACAUCAGCAAGGCCAAGAGGGGGGUCUUAUUGUCUGGGCAGCCCAGGCCCUCCAUGCAAACGGCUCAGACUUGCACCCCAGAGAGGUUUCCUUUCAGUUCUUUAUUACAAUAACCAAAAAGUUUCUAAUUCAGACAGUGAUUCUAACAAUGUCGACUCAUUGAAGGCUUAUUGAAUUCAAUGGGGCUUACUCCCAGGUAAGUGGAGUUAGGAUUGCAGCAUUAGUCAACAUUAACUCUCCACUGAAAGUUCCUCUGUCUUUUGAUAGCACUUCUCAUAUGAUCCUUGUUGUACAACGAUUUUCGCAGAGGACUUCUUAGAGGAAAGUCUGAAAGCUUUCCUUAUUUUUAGUACUUCAGGGGGGAAAGGCCAGACUUUUCAUUCCCAGACUCUGUAUUAAAGAGGCUCUGUUCAGACCUCUUUGAUUCUGCAGUGAUGUACUUGAGACAUCUACUUUUACUUGUUAACUCUCAGGUUCACUCUACAAAAGCCAUGGUGCAUUUAUUCCAGACUUCCAAAGGUAACUCUCAAAUUGUAAGCAAAGGUCAUCUUCAGUAGGAAAGACAGUUAUGCAUGCUUACCCAUCGAAAUGGGCUUUAGGGCUUCUAACUCUCUGCUGGACUAUCACCAUCCCCCCCCCAAGUGAUUUCUUAUUUUCAGUGCUUUUUUGGGUAAUUCUGCAUGAACACAAGAAACAAAACUAUUCUUGAAUAUAUACUGUUGCUGGCAAUUGUAUGCAUCACACAUAUUUUCUAUAAGAAAAUAUAUUCAAUAUUUUUCUUAAUGUACUGUAUGUUAGAACCUGCUCCUAAGAUAUGGCUAUGUAAUUAUUGUAUUCCAUUAUUGUUUUCAUUUAUUAUAUGUAUAAAUAUUUAAAUGUACAUAGAACUUAAGGUAAUUAGUCAGAAAGUGUGGCAUUUUCAUUUACCAUUUCAGUUGCUAUUUUCCCCCACUGAUUGUAAGAAUAGCAGAUUAUUAGGGACUAAUUUUUGGAGCAAUAUUCAAUGGUAGGCAUCCUCAGAGUAGACCCACUGAAAUUUGUAUACUUAAGGUUAUCGAUUUCACUGUGUGUACUUUGAAGAUGACUGAAGUUGGCUAUCAACAAAAGAAUUAUUAUUAUUUUUCUGUUUUGCCAGUAGGAAAAUAGAGAAUAAGAGCACAGAUGUCUCUUGAGAUGAGGUGGUUCUAUUUCAGUGAAAAUGGUUGGAUUUUUCUAAAACUGUAUGUUAGUGAGAAGAAGAAUGUGUCGUAAGACAUGCAAUGUACAGUUUCUUCUUGUUAGAAUAUAAAUGUUACUUAAAGGGCUGCAGAAUUAAGGAGUGGUUUGGCUAACAAGUAUUGUGCUUUCUCAUCUAUUUCAGCUGCUUAAAUAAUGCAGCACAAUAUUCAACCCUUGGGGCGCAGUGAAAGGUGCAAUAAAAUAAGAUUUCUCAUUUAUAGAAGAAGUGCAAUGCUUUUUUAUGAUCUAUAGAGGUAGUGCAGGUUUUUUGUGAACUUUUUCAAGAACAGAACGUAUAGCACUGAUUUUACAGAUUUUUAAAGAAAGCUUUAGAAAUAUAGUUACUUAAACUUUUGUGGCAUUAAGGAUGCAAUCUUAAAGAAUACUUACUUGGAAGAGACUUUUAAGCAGAUAUGCUUAGGAUUUGCCUUUGUCUUCCUGCUCCUGGUUGCUUGCAAUUAAUGUGGAGUGGAGUGCAUUUAUUCCCGUAAGCUUAAACAUGCUUUUUUACUCAAUAUUGUGUUAAGGCUGUAAGUUCUGUACUGUACACAUUCACCUGGAAGAAAGGACUCUUAAACUCAAUGGGACUUUCUUCUGAGUAGACAUAUAGAGCACUGUACAGCAUAAAACAUAUACAUACAAUUUUUCAAAUGGGAGAAGUGUGCAGGGGAGGAAGGAGAAUGCUAAUGACUUCCAAGCCAUAGAGGACCAGAUUUUUCUAUCCUGAGUGCCUCAUCCCAAAGCUUGUAAAUGCCCACUGCUGGAGGCAGGAACUGCAGUGCUUCCGAUCCUUCUUCUCAGGUUGGGAUCCUUAUUUUUUUACUGCCGCUGAAACACGUUUUCCAGUGAUGAAGAUGAAUUUUCUUUCUCUGAUAAAUAAAGCAUUUUUGUUCAUUGUGUA
Molecule: messenger RNA, 25550 nt
Organism: Podarcis lilfordi (Lilford's wall lizard)
Lineage: Eukaryota; Metazoa; Chordata; Lepidosauria; Squamata; Lacertidae
Source: the annotation of a GenBank genome assembly